CCCUCUACUCACACAGUCACCCCUCCCCUCACUCUCAUGUAUGCUUCACCUGUGAAUGGUGGUCCUGGGACAGCCACUGCUGGAGCCCGGGUGAGCCUGGGGGCUCCUCCCACUCUGUCCCUCCCUGAGACAGCCCUCGCCACAGCUCCCGAGCCAGCCACCACGUCCCUGCAUACUUCAUCAUCACCUGUGCCACCAGAAGCCACCACAGCUUUGGGGCACAACCUGAAGACCCUCACAGUCACCUUCCCCAUCUCUACCCUCUGGUAUUCAUCAGACAGGAGCAACGGCUCAGCCACGUUCAACUCCACUGAGAGGGUCCUGCAGAGCCUGGGGAGACCCUGGUCCCAGCAGCUCCUGGCCUGAAAAGGAUGGGGAAGCCAGCAGUGUGGACGCUGUCUGCACCUACCAUCCUGACCCCGUGGGCCAC
Molecule: messenger RNA, 430 nt
Organism: Diceros bicornis minor
Lineage: Eukaryota; Metazoa; Chordata; Mammalia; Perissodactyla; Rhinocerotidae
Product: mucin-16-like
Exons: 3
Coding region: 37-366 (109 amino acids)
Source: RefSeq, a predicted model, not a curated record